AUGAUGAGAAAUGGACUUGAAUAGAUUUGUAAUUAGGCAACUAAUUUUUGGAAAUAACAACUCUUUCCAUAAUAAAAACAGUUUGAAGAGGCCUCUACGAAUAUUGGUUCAAAUAUCCUUAUUGAUGACUCGAUUUUUGAAGUUUCGGCUAAAAAAACCGAAGAUUUUCUCUUUUCAGAAGCACAAAAAUAAAACUAGUCUAACGAAAAAUGCGAAGAAGAAUUUGUUUGUCAUUAAAUACAAAACUCUUAAAAACUUUAUCUUGAGGAGAAUAGUCAAAAGGAGAGGGAUAGUUUUUCUUGUUCUGAAAGCUAAAAUAGGAAAAAGGAAAAGAAAAAAUCAAGAACUCGAUCAAACAAAUCAAGUAAACAUUUAUUUAAAUUACAAGCUAAAUAAAGACUAACUAUAAGCCAAGAGGCCUUUAUUUUGGAGCAAACUAGAAAGGGAACUAACCCUGCAGACAUUCCUUUAUAAAUUCCUGGCGUAGCAUCCAAUUAAAUUAAGAAUCGCUUGAUGAAAAAACUAAAAAAUUUUAGUAAAAAUAACGAAUUUUCAUGCUCAAAUAUUGCUGAUCUGAUUGAGAGGAUAUAAAAACUAUAACAAGAGUAAGACAAAGAUAACACGACUAAAAUAGAAGAGUUAAGAUAGCAUAUCUAAAUGAUUGAGAAUCACUUGAACUCAACAAAGCAGCUGAUCUUAUAAAAAUACAUGAUUUUAUUUCAACAAGAGCAAUGA
Messenger RNA from Paramecium tetraurelia, 735 nucleotides. RefSeq lists its product as uncharacterized. The transcript has 2 exons. Lineage: Eukaryota; Ciliophora; Oligohymenophorea; Peniculida; Parameciidae. The record is from RefSeq and is a predicted model, not a curated record.